AUGUCUUGGAAGCUCACGAAGAAGCUCAAGGAGACCCAUUUGGGGCCUCUGAGCGCCUUCGCUCGAUCGCCGUCCACCUCGACUAUCACAGAGAAAGAUGAAAAGACACCCUCGGCGUCUGGCGCCGUUACCCCUACAACGGAGAGCGCCAUUGCUGCCUCAGAAGCCAUGGCUCAGGCGCCUGUUGUUACGCCACCAAAGCCUGGCAUUCUAGUCGUUACUCUUCACGAGGGCCAAGGAUUUUCAUUACCGGAAUCACAUCGAAACGUCUUCGCAUCACAGCAUCAAGGCUCCCUCUCUACGAGCAAUGCAGCAUCUAGCGUUGCUGGCUCUGUCCGACCCUCAUCUUCUCAACGAGUGGCCGGCUCAUUCAUAAACGGAUCUGCUCGACCACACUCGUCCGCAGGCGGCUUUGGGGCCAUCCCCACUAACCACGGCCGCAUCUCGGGCAAGUACAUGCCUUACGCUCUUCUUGAUUUCGACAAGGUGCAAGUGUUUGUGAAUUCGGUCGAUGGCAAUCCAGAGAACCCACUUUGGGCAGGCGGAAACACCCAAUACAAGUUUGACGUUUCCCGCGUGACGGAGCUUGUAAUCCACCUGUACUUGAGAAACCCGAAUGCUGGUCCUGGUGCUGGUCGCAGUCAAGACAUCUUCUUAGGUGUUGCAAGGAUCAAUCCCAGGUUCGAAGAGAGACACCCCUACGUUGAGGACCCCAAGGCCAGCAAGAAGGACAGAGAAAAGGCGGCGGCUGAACAUGCACAACGACAAAAGGGUGAAGGUCAAAGUGGCGUCGAUUGGGUUGACGUCCAGUUUGGUACUGGCAAGAUCAAGGUUGGCGUCGAAUACGUUGAAACACGCGCCGGUAAGCUCAAGAUUGAAGACUUUGAGCUGCUCAAGGUUGUUGGAAAGGGUAGCUUCGGCAAGGUUAUGCAGGUUCGGAAAAAGGAUACCAACCGUAUCUAUGCUCUCAAGACCAUCCGAAAGGCUCACAUCAUCUCUCGAUCCGAAGUCGCUCACACCCUUGCAGAGCGAUCUGUGCUGGCGCAGAUUAACAACCCCUUCAUUGUACCCCUCAAGUUCAGUUUCCAGUCCCCAGAGAAGUUAUACUUUGUGCUUGCCUUUGUCAACGGCGGAGAGCUAUUCUACCAUUUGCAAAAGGAACACCGGUUUGAUGUAAACAGAGCCAGGUUUUACACCGCGGAAUUGCUUUGCGCCCUGGAAUGUUUACAUGGCUUCAGUGUCAUCUAUCGCGAUCUUAAACCCGAAAACAUUUUGCUCGACUACCAGGGCCAUAUUGCGCUCUGCGACUUUGGUCUUUGCAAGCUGGACAUGAAGGACGAAGAUCGUACCAAUACCUUCUGCGGUACUCCCGAAUACCUUGCCCCUGAACUACUCAUGGGCAAGGGGUACAACAAGACCGUCGAUUGGUGGACUCUUGGCGUCCUCCUGUAUGAGAUGUUGACAGGUCUACCACCUUUCUACGACGAGAACACAAAUGAAAUGUACCGCAAAAUUCUGUCAGAACCUUUGCACUUCUCUGACGUGGUGCCUCCGGCUGCGAAGGACCUCCUCACCAAGCUUCUAAAUCGAGAUCCCGAAGACGCCGACGCUUUGGACACCGUCAACUUUGAUCCGGAUUUCACCAGGGAAGCACCCCAGGAUUCAUACGUGGAAGGUCCAAUGUUGUCACAAACCAUGCAGAAUCAGUUCCAGGGUUUCAGCUACAAUCGGCCGAUUGCUGGACUGGGAGAUGCCGGCGGUAGUGUGAGCGAUCCCUCGUUUGUGGGGAGCAUUCAAGAUCAACGAUGA
This is a messenger RNA of Pochonia chlamydosporia 170, 1809 nucleotides long. RefSeq names its product serine/threonine-protein kinase gad8. The record is from RefSeq and is a predicted model, not a curated record. Gene Ontology annotation, biological process: protein phosphorylation. The coding region runs from base 1 to 1809 and encodes 602 amino acids. Lineage: Eukaryota; Fungi; Ascomycota; Sordariomycetes; Hypocreales; Clavicipitaceae. The transcript is spliced from 4 exons. Gene Ontology annotation, molecular function: protein serine/threonine kinase activity; ATP binding.